ACAAUUGGAGAAACCCUAAAAUUCUUGCAUUAUUUUGCAGCUCUUCAAUGCCGGAGUUAAUAAUAAUAAAAAUAAAUAAUAGCCUGCGAUAAACCUUUGUUUAUUUUAUUUUAUUGUUUUCGAUCGUAAGAAAAAUUAGUUUGAAAAUGACGAAAAAGUUUUUUUCAAGAAGAGAGUUGUUGGAUCGAUGGAGAGGCAUCGAAGAAGAAGAAGAAGAAGAAGAAAGUGACGAUACUGAUCCUUCAAUACGACGUCGCCUUCACAAGCACAAAGAAGAAUGGUUUGGAGAUGCAUUCAGUAUGUUGAUAAGUUUGCCAAAGGAAAAUCAUAUCUGGUGUGGCACUUGGGACAUAAUGGGUCCUCUAUUGGAAACUUUCUACAAUUAUUUCAAAGAUGACCGUGAUGAUUCUCCUCUCAGGCUUCUAUGGAAGAGGAUCUCUGAGGAAAUGAGACAUUGUAUCCAAUGCGUUUCUCAGCAUCAUCAUGCCCAAGAGAUGUUCAGCAUGGAAUAUGAGUUGUGUUCCGUAGGUCCCCUUCUUGAGGUGUUGCGGAGCCUUGAUGAGGAAAGGGUGACUCAACAUUUGAGAGAGAUGAAUGAAAGAUUGGUGCGGCGGGAGUAUGAUCCUCUAUGUGAUAAUGCUGAGGUUGUCAACCUCAUGUAUGAGGUUUUGAUGUUUCCUGUCCUAUUAGAUGAUCAGUCCCUAUUUAUAGAAUUUGAAAGAUUCAUUGAGGCAGUUGAUAAUAUGCAUGAACUGGCUUUGGCUGGGCAACAGUUUCCGGGUGUUUAUGCAUUGCUUUUUUUCAAUAGAAGAGUGAGGACUGUUGGUCAUCGAUUAGCUAGAUCUAUGGGAAAAUUGAGGAGAGCAACUGACUUGGAACCUUUGCAACCUUUGCUUAAAAAAUUCAUUGGCUUUUUGGAGAAUGAAGUAUUGCCUUCAACUUUAGAGACUUCAAGGCCAAGGACACAGCUGGACCGAAUACCUAUAUGGCUUGGAAUUACAUCAUUGCUUGAGUUCUUGGAACCUCCAGCCUUUGAAGAGGGAAUACUAGAGUGCUAUCCCAUCUUUUUUGAUAUUGUGCUCAACCACAUCAGUGGUGAUUCACAUGAAUUUUCCCAUGCUGUUAACUGCUUAAGAGAACUCUUCAAAAUGCUUGGUUGUAAGCUUUGGCUGAGGUCUACAUUAUCUCCAAGUGUGAUGCGCAACACAUUGUUGGGUCAAUGUUUUCACACUAGAAAUGAGAAGAUACAUAAAGAUAUUUUUGAUCUUUUCCAGCCAUUUUUGCAGUCACUUGAAGCUUUGCAAGAUGGUGAACAUGAAAAGCAACGCAGGAGUUUCCUUUAUUUUCUUCUCCAUCAAGUUCCUGUGAGCAGUAACUUCAGUGUUUUAACAAGAAAAACUGCGUGCAAGAUUGCUUUUCUUAUCAUACAACGAGGUUACAAGAUGAAUCCACCAUGCCCUCCUUUUGAGUGUGCACAUAUGUGGGGUCCUUCGCUUGUUUCUUCCUUGAAGGAUUCUUCACUCCACAGUUCUCUGCGCCAGCCUGCCUUUGAUCUCAUACAAACCAUUCUGGUGUCUGAUGCUGCUGCCUUAAUAACUUCAAUGCUGAAUUGCAGCACUGCUACCAGUAUUUUGAAAAACACUUCUAUUGAGUUAGAUGAUGAAGAAGAAGAUAAUGAGCUUCCGUUUACUAAGGAUGUUGAAGAGAAAGAUACUAGUUGUUGGAGUGAAUUUAGUGCUCAGAGUCUAAUUACUUCUCGGGAGUGUAGAGAGUGGAUGUGUAUUCCCAUGUUGUGGAUUGAUGUUCUUAUUGAUAUUGAUCCUCCAGUUCUCCCAAUAUCAUUUUUCAAGGCUGUAUUAUGGGCUCGAUCUCGUUUCCCUCUGGUAGAACCUGAGAAUAGUGCAGAAUUGGCUCUUGAUAUUAGAGGUUGGCUUUCAUCAUCUGCUGCAGAAAUCUCAAGCACAUUUGGAUGGAAGGUACCAACUGGUUCUGAUGAUGGAGAGAAGGAAUCUAAAAACUCUAUGAGAUUGUCAACCAUGUGUCUUCCUUUAAUAAAGACGUUCAACAGGUUAACUGCACAUUUUUUGAUUCGAAUGGGGCAAGGGGAACUUCUCAAGCAGUGGACUUGGGAACCAAGGAUGGGGGAAAGCUUGAUCCUCUCUCUUGUGGACCCUAAUGAUAAUGUGAGACAGUUUGGCAAGUGUAUCUUGGAACAAGUUUCAAAUACGCGGGGUCUUGGUUGUAGUUUGAAGUUUCUUUGCUCCAACGUUUUUUCUCUAUCUGCUGUUUAUUUGGGUGUGAGGCAUGCCUUGAAACUUGUCCAGCUAGAUUCCGUUCUAUUAAAGUUUCAGACUUUGCAUCACUUUUUCUUUGUUCUAUGCAAGUUACUUAAAGACGAGGACUUGCCUAAUUCAGAUUUAUCUGAGAAUUCAUCCAAUGUCUCAAAUGUCAUGAAGUACUCUUCUCAGGGUGGAUUUCUUAAGCAGCCAUUAUUUGAAGUUUUGCCUGCAAAUAAGGGUGGAAAUUACGCAAGUGUUGACCUGGAAUUGAGGGAAAAUUUCUGUUCCUCAUUGUCAGAAAUGGCAUGGCCAACCUUAUGCAAAUGCUUGGUAGAAGGGAAGGCAUUUAUUGAUUACAGUAUUUGUCAGAUGACUUGUGUGCGUGUGCUUGAGAUCCUCCCUGUUCUAUUUGGAAGACUUGGUCCAUCAUUUGCUAGACCGUUUGGAGAUUCUAAAGUAGCAUUAGAGAAUUUCAUGGAUUUCAAAUGGCUUCAUGAUCUUAUGGACUGGGGAAAGUCACAACUUAAGGUCAUUGUUGUCUAUUGGAAAAAGGCCAUAAUCUCUUUGCUGAAUGUGUUCAAACUAUUAAGGAGUGAUAGUUCUCUAUUGAUGUUCACGGCCAUUGAAAAUCUUAUUUCAAGUGAUGCUGUUGACAUGGAUGAAUUGACAGAACAAGUAUCACGACUUUGUGUUACAUUAUCUAAAGAAGUUUCUUGCGGCCUUGGACAUUCAACCUUGAGGUCAAAAAAAUUGUUUAGGUACUCUACACCUGAUGUGCAGCCUUCUUCUAUUGAAACAAAUGUAAAAGCCUUGGAUUCCUUAAAAGUGGCAAAAAGAAAGAAUGAAAAUAAUCUGAUUGUUCUUUCUGAUGAUGAGGAGGAGAAAGAUAUUGCAUCUGAUAAGUCAAGUCACAAAAUGUUGGAUGGGGAGGCAGGGUUUCCUUCGAACGAUGAGCAUGCUUCAGAAGCUGACCAUGCCGAGAAGGAUGUCCAUAGCACUGCCGCUGAUACUUCAAAGAAUUUAUUCGAGUCUCCCCUUAAAAGAGAUUCCCUUGUUUCCCAGAAGCAAGAACCUGAGAAAUCAAGAGUCAAGCCACGUCUUGUCAAAUCAAAAGACCUUGAUAGUGAGAGGAUAGAAAUAAGCUCCAACUCCAAAAGUAAUGUCAUUUCACCUGAGUGUAGAGUUGAUCAGAAGAACAAAAAUGAUGAAUCUGUCAAACUUAACAGUAUUAAUCAAGGUUGCAACAAAAUAAUUUCUGGAACAAAUGAUACUAUUUUGAAGGAGUUGGUACAUGAUGCUGCAGAAGAUCCAUUGGAGUCUGCUUUCAGAACUGCAAGAGUACAGUCAUCAUUUCUUGCAAAAGCAGGUCCUUUUGUUCCUAAAAGGCAAGUCAUUCAACUUAAAUCACCCUUUGGAAACAGAUCUAGCCUACACAGGCUGGAAGCUCAGGUUAAAAGGUUCAAGCCUCCAAGACUAGAUGACUGGUAUAGGCCAAUAUUAGAAGUAGAUUUCUUUGUAACAGUGGGAUUAGCAUCUGCAAGUGACGAUGAGAGUCGCACUGUUAACAAAUUAAAAGAGGUCCCUGUGUCAUUUCAGUCAUCUGAACAGUAUGUAAACAUUUUUCGGCCAUUGAUUUUGGAGGAGUUUAAAGCACAAUUGCAUAAUUCCUUUCUGGAGAUGUCCUCAUGGGAGGAGAUGUAUUAUGGCAGUAUAUCUGUGCUGUCAGUUGAGAGGGUUGAUGAUUUCCAUUUUACUCGAUUUGUCUAUGAUGGUGAUGAUUCUACAGCAUCUAAAAGCUUUUCAGAGAAUGAUCUUAUUUUGCUUACUAAAGAGCCUCUAAAAAGUACCUCCCAUGAUGUUCAUAUGGUUGGAAAGGUGGAGAGGCGUGAGAGAGACAAUAAAAGAAGGUCAAGUAUACUGCUGAUUCGGUUUUAUCUUCAGAAUGGUUCAAUACGUUUGAAUCAAGCUAGGAGGCAGCUUCUUGAACGUAGUAAAUGGCAUGCCAGUCGCAUCAUGAGCAUUACACCCCAGCUUCGAGAAUUUCAGGCACUAUCAGCAGUAAAGGAUAUCCCUCUGCUUCCAAUCAUUUUAAACCCUGUCAAUGAUUCUACCAUCUCUGAUAAACCAAGACUAGAUUUCAGUAAGCUGUCCCAGCCCUUGCAGCAAUUACUGAGGUCAUCCUUCAAUGAUAGCCAGCUUCAAGCUCUGAAUGUUGCUGUUGGAUCACAGAAGAUAAAGAAAGAUUUUGAAUUGCAUCUUAUUCAGGGUCCUCCAGGGACUGGAAAGACCCGAACUAUUGUGGCUAUGGUUGGUGUUUUCCUUGCUUCCCUUCAACGGAGAACAAAUGAAUCAGAGAAUUCACAGAAUGGUGAUUUGAAACAAAGCUAUAGUUCUUCCACCAAUUCAAGGACACGAGUCAGCCAGGCCACAGCCAUUGCAAGAGCAUGGCAGGAUGCUGCCUUGGCUAGACAACUAACUGAGGAUGUUGAAAGGUCAAAAAAAUCAACAGAAAGUUCUACAAGAGGAAGAGUGUUAAUUUGUGCUCAGUCAAAUGCUGCAGUUGAUGAGUUGGUGUCAAGAAUAUCUAAUGGUCUACAUGGGAUAGAUGGAAAGAGGUACAAACCUUAUCUUGUACGGGUUGGAAAUGUAAAAACCAUGCAUCAAAAUUCUCUACCUUUCUUCAUUGAUACACUUGUUGAUCAUCGGUUGGCAGAAGAGAAAAUGCAUACAAAGGAUGCUAGGAAUGAUUCAAGUGUAGAAUCUUCUUCUACAGUACUGCGUUCUAAUCUGGAAAAGCUAGUUGAAGACAUCAGAUUCUAUGAAACCAAGCGUGCCAACAUAAGGGAUGGAAAUUCGGGCCUGAAGAAAACAUCAGAAGAUGGAUCUGAUAAGGAAACGGAUGUAAAAGAAAUGUCUGAUUUGGAAGUAGAGGCAAAGCUACAACGAUUGUACGAGCAAAAGAAACAAAUGUAUAAAGAUCUUAGUGCUGCUCAGGCACAAGAGAAGAAGACUAAUGAAGAAACCAAAGCAUUAAGGCAUAAACUGCGGAAGUCUAUUCUAAAGGAGGCUGAAAUAGUUGUCACAACAUUAAGUGGUUGUGGUGGAGAUCUCUAUGGAGUAUGUGCUGAAACCAUAUCAAGUUUUAGGUUUGGCAAUCCAUCUGAACAUACUCUUUUUGAUGCUGUUGUGAUCGAUGAAGCGGCUCAAGCUUUGGAACCAGCUUCUUUGAUUCCUCUUCAGCUUUUAAAGUCAAGAGGGACAAAAUGUAUCAUGGUUGGUGAUCCAAAGCAGCUUCCUGCAACAGUUCUCUCUAAUAUUGCAAGCAAAUUUAUGUAUGAAUGUAGCAUGUUUGAGCGUUUACAAAGAGCUGGUCAUGCUGUUGUUAUGCUUACUGAACAGUAUAGGAUGCAUCCAGAGAUAUGUCGCUUCCCUUCUUCACAUUUUUAUGACAAUAAGUUGCUGAAUGGUAAUACAAUGUUGAGCAAAUCAGCAGCAUUUCAUGGGACUGAAGGCCUUGGUCCUUAUGUGUUUUAUGAUGUUGUUGAUGGUCUGGAGCUUCGUGGCAAGAAUUCUGGUGUGUUAUCUCUUUACAAUGAACAUGAGGCUGAUGCGGCAGUUGAGCUGCUUAGGUUUUUCAAGAAAAAGUAUCCAUCUGAGUUUGUUGGCGGCAGAAUUGGCAUAAUAACUCCAUACAAGCGUCAGCUUUCUCUUUUGCGUUCUUGCUUUUCUAGUGCAUUUGGUUCUUCUGUUAUGGCUGAUAUAGAGUUCAACACUGUGGAUGGUUUUCAAGGCCGGGAGGUUGAUGUAUUAGUGCUUUCCACAGUUAGAGCAGCAAGCUCUUCGACAGGCAUAAGUUCAAGCAGUAUUGGGUUUGUUGCAGAUGUAAGACGGAUGAAUGUGGCCUUGACAAGAGCCAGGCUCUCUCUCUGGAUUUUGGGGAAUGCUAGAACUUUGCAGACAAACCAUAAUUGGGCUGCUCUUGUGAAGGACGCUAAGCAGAGAAAUUUGGUGCUAUCAAUUAAAAGGCCUUACCAUAUCAAUUUUAGAACAAGUGCUAGAAAAAAUCUUGCUCCAGAAGAUUCUGAUAAUCAUCUGAGUCAGGUUAGGCAUGUCAAAAAGGUUGGAGGUACUGGCCAACUUGCAAAAAAUGAGUAUGGGGAAAAGCAGAAGUUUGAAAGGAACAGAAAGCAUAUUGACAGUGUGGCUGGCUGUAACAGGACUGUUGCUGGAGAUGAUGAUAACUCUUUGAAAAGGAAAGAUAUCCCGUGUAGCCAAAGAAAAGCAAAAGAUGAUUGUGAUCCUCCCAUUGAAAGGAGUAUUUCAUCUGCAUCUGCAUCUGCAAAUGAUAACAAAAGACAAUUGCAGUAUGAGAAGUCUAGGAUUCCAGAGAAACUGGCUACCUGUAGGGGAAGCCAAGAGAAAGAGACUAGUGAAGUGCAAGUCAAUUCAAGGAAAAACCAUAUGAAAGAAAGAAGUAAUGAAAAUACCGGACUAGAAGUGGGUCACAGCAGGAAAAAUAAGAAAUUUAAUUUGUCAAAAGAAUCAAAGAAAUCUUCUGGGCAGGAACAAAGAAGUUUGCAUCUUUCAACUCCCAGACCUGACAGCAACAGGAAAGAUAGAGUAGCAAAUGAAGGUUACAGAGAUCCUGAGGAUGUUGGCUCUUCUCAGAAUUUAAAUGUGAAAAGGAAGCAGCAACGUGAAGCUGUUGAUGCCAUUCUUUUCUCAGCUCUAAUUCCCUCGAAGAAGUCUGAACAAUCAACAAAAAAUUUACACCAAAAAAGGCCACUUUCCCCACCUUCACUUGUAAGUGAUGGCUUCAAUCCACCUAAGAAAAGAAAAGGUCCACCAAAAUCCUAAACAAGGGCACUUCACUGCAAGAUCAGAUUCAUCUAUAGCACAGUGCUUCAGACAAUUCUUUGAGCUUAUAAGGGCCUAAGGAGGAAAGUUUUCCACUUUUCUGUAAGCAAAGGAAUUUAAUGGAAUGCUGCUAUCAUCUUUGUACAAAAUGAUAAAGCAGAAAGAAGAUUCUGGGGCUCCUAGCUAUGUUGCGCAAGGAAUGAGGUAACCAGCGGCUGUCUCAGCUUCUUCCUAAGAUCAGUAAACUAGGUUUAAGCUUCUGUCGCUGUGCUAUCGGCUUUGUAAGUUGUAUUGAAUUAUAAGGAAGAUAGUAGAGCAGCUAAUUGGAGAAUCAGAUAAAAUUUAUUGCAUUCAUAGCAUGGGGAUUAGUUGAAACUGAACUCCAAUCCUAAUGCUGCGAUGAACAGUCUUAAUGGAAGAGUGGUAUGGGUACCAACAUUUGUGAGUGUCUUGGCUCACAAUUGAAAUCCUCUUUUAAACCACUUCUUUUGAGGACUGUAUCCUCAUAGAACUUCGUAGAUUCAAAAUUAAAUCUUGGCUUUUGCUUUAUAUCCUCCUGUUUCCGGUUGAAAAUGUGAACGUUACUAUUGUAAAUACUUAGUAAUAUUUUUGUUACCAUUGUAGAAAAAGCUUUCAAUGUUUUUCUUUUUGGCUCAAAUGGUCUUUUAUUUAUAUUUGUAUUUUCUAUCAAGGAGCUCGCAAAUUAUUCUCACAAAGGAGUUCAAAAAUGGUUAAAUACUAGUAAAACAGGAAAAUUAUUGACACAGUUUACAACAUAUUAGAUACA
Messenger RNA from Durio zibethinus, 7923 nucleotides. RefSeq names its product P-loop containing nucleoside triphosphate hydrolases superfamily protein. NCBI's taxonomy places the organism in Eukaryota, Viridiplantae, Streptophyta, Magnoliopsida, Malvales, Malvaceae. Gene Ontology annotation, molecular function: helicase activity. The record is from RefSeq and is a predicted model, not a curated record.